Molecule: messenger RNA, 849 nt
Organism: Phytophthora sojae
Lineage: Eukaryota; Oomycota; Peronosporomycetes; Peronosporales; Peronosporaceae
Exons: 1
Coding region: 1-849 (282 amino acids)
Source: RefSeq, a predicted model, not a curated record
AUGCAAACUGCAGAGCUCCAAGCUCUAGUGCUCACCCGAUGGGCUCAAAAGGUGGCGGGGCAACAGGAAGGAGGAGGUGAAGUUGGAGUUACAACGAAAGAUUUCCUGUUCAACCAAAGUGUGUAUUCCGCCGAGGAAACCACCCGGCUCCGGCAGGUAUGCGAGAAAACGUACGGUAAGUACUCCAAGGGGGCAUUCCGGGAAGGAACGGAAGACGAGUGGAGAAUUGUUCAAGGAUUAGUUGAGGGCACGGUUAUCUGCCGUCGAUUGCCGCAGUUCUUCAACCGCAUCAUGCGAACAGAAGACAAGUUGAGAAUUAUCGGUACAGUGCGAGCGCAGGUGGAGGGGCUUCUGAUUAUGGACCUUGAUGGUGAGCUGCCAGUCAAGGAAGCAUUUCAGAGCACCAAAAGUCUACAGGAGAGUAUUUCGAUCGCGGCGAUGAACCAUAGCACUAACAACCAACGACUCUGGGGACUCCUGGCUGCCGUCAAGACGAUCAGCUACAACGCAGCGAAGCACGAGAUUCAUUUCUACUUCUUUACCAGAGAGGCAGCCUGUAGGUUUGACGGGCUGGAGGUAACUUUCCAUCGAACGACGCACAAACUAGUCAAUGCGCAUCCUGUGGGAAGACGGACACCUGGGGCAAAUGUUUGGGACCUGCAGUACGAAGAAGAUGGUGCCCUGAUCUCGACGGCGUCAGAGUACGUCGUCAUUCUACGUGACGUGACGCGGAACAUGGAUCUCGGCCGUCUACACGCGUUUUUGAAGCACGUUCUCCGUGUGCCGUUUGUCUUCGAGGACCUGGACCGGAGUGGCCCUCAAUCGAGUACGUCAAUGGCAUGGAAAUGA